Molecule: messenger RNA, 4343 nt
Organism: Pleuronectes platessa (European plaice)
Lineage: Eukaryota; Metazoa; Chordata; Actinopteri; Pleuronectiformes; Pleuronectidae
Gene: wdr31
Product: WD repeat domain 31
Exons: 10
Coding region: 428-1504 (358 amino acids)
Molecular function (GO): protein binding
Source: RefSeq, a predicted model, not a curated record
CUGGCUGUUUGUGUUAGCAUAAUGAGCAAACUCUUGGGUAUUAGAAGAGAUUAAGGGGCAACAACGAACGCGAUUAUUUGUCCGUAUUUAACAGGCGAGGUGGCUGUCAGCUCCUUCAAAUCCUGUUAAGGGGGAUUCAUUUCAACAUUUAGCGCUAACAGGAGGGCAAAGGGGGGAAAGCCUCCUCAUUUAAUCCCCUCUUAAACCUCCCUUAAAAGGCAAAAGUGGGAUCUAAAUAUGUUAAGUUUCCAGAUUCCUUCUCUUUUAUGCAUUUCCUAAGGAACUGAGUGAGGCGAGCACUGGAUCAGAGGAGCAGUCUUUUGGCCCCACUCUCCUCCUGCUCCACCACCACCACAGCCAUCACAUCUAAUGGGCGGUGGAAAUCGAAUUAAAAAUGGGAUGUGUGGCUGUAGGUUCCUAGGCAGUCAUGGGGAAACUACAGAGCAAGUUUCGCAAGCGGUCUGAUAUCUACAGGGCAUCUCAGGGGGAGAAGGCAGAUAAUACCUUUGACAGUCAGGUGGUGCAGUAUGAACCUGCCCAUCAAGGAUCCAUCAGCACUGUCACGAAUCUCAGCCCAGAUCUGUGUGUUUCUGGCGGCAGUGAUCAGGCUGUGGUGGUGUAUGACUGGAAACAAGGCCGGAUGUGUCAGUCCUUCCAGGGUCACAACCGAGAGGUUACUAAGGUGGUGUGUUAUCCAGGAAGUACAUGGAUCUUUAGUGCCUCACGGGACAAAACUGUUCUGAUGUGGGACCUAAACCAGGGGGAUGAACCUAUUCAGGAAUUCUGUGGGCAUGAGUUGGUGGUCAACGGACUAGCUAUCAGCCCUGAGGGAAGAAAGCUAUGCACCGGCUCUCGUGACAACUGGAUGUGCCUGUGGGACAUCGAAUCUGCAAAAUGCGAACAGAGACACAACAUCUCUCGAAACCUGGUGACUCAUGUGUGUUGGGUGCCAGCCAGCUCCUCUGUAGUCCAGACUUCUGAGGAUAAGACCAUAAGGGUGUGGGACAGCCGUGCCUGGCAGGUGACCAAUACAUUUCCAGCCAAGCAGUACAUCCAGACCCACUGUGAUGUGUCUCCCAACGGGAACUAUAUGGUGUCCAGCAGCAAUGGCUUUGGAGGGCAGGGCUGUGAAGCCACGCUCUGGGACCUGCGACAGCCUGGCUGUAAGGUUGUGGAGUACAGAGGACACGUUCAAACCACAGCCUCCUGUGUUUUUCUACCUACGCCUCCUGGUGGCACCGCUCAGGUAGUAACAUCCUCCCAUGACAGCUCCAUCAAGAUCUGGGAUCAGAACACAGCAGUUUGUUUAGGGACGUUGUCUAUGGAUGGUGCUGGUCCACUGGUUUCCCUGGCUCCAAGUGACUCCACCAAUCUGCUGUGUGCCAGCUUCAGCAACGGCAUCAAUCUUAUUCAGGUGGGCCAGGGAUCAAGCCAGGCUCAGGGUUCUGCAGCAGGUUCAGGUGGAGCUGGUGGCCUCGACCUUAAAGUCGUUGCACGUUUCUGAGAGUCUGGUAGAGCCUGGUGUGACUCGUAACCCUCACCUGUGACCUUUCAGUGACUCAGCAAGCAAUAGAACUGAUUUUUUUUUUUGUUCUAUCAUUUUACACACUGUAUUUCUAUAGACACAUUUGCUUUAUUAGACUGCCAUACAGUGAAGAAUGACAGAGGAGAUCAGCAAGAACUUGAGGGAAUAAAAAUGACUUAUAGAAGAUCCACCUUUUAUCUAGCAGAGCCAUGUGCAUGUCCAGUACAUGUUCUGUUUGGAGACUGUGAACUCCAGAGUCAUCAUGCUUGGACUGACGCCUUCAUGGACCAAGUCAGAGGAACCAGGAUUUACUCAGUUGAUACACUAUUACAGCUAGGUGGCGCUGGCAAGAUGCUUUAUUCACAUGUACUGAUUUGUAUUGAGAGUUUCAGUUGAAAAUUUGGGCAGCAGGAGUAUCAGCUGUGUGUUAAGGACUUCUACUAAGCCAAAUAGAAUUUCAUACUAAUAGUAUAGAAUUUGUUUUUUCCAAUAUCAGAUUUAAUAAGUGCUGUCAGAUUCACAGUCUUGUCUAUCAAGUGGAAAGUUGUUUUUAUCACCAAAACCUAGUAAAGAGGAACACGUCGAUAUUAUUGAGUAGUUUGUGCUCUAGAUUGAAGUCCAGUGUUAGGCCAAAUGACUCCAUAUGACACAGGUCUGUAUAAACAAACUUUAUUUUUAGGUAGAUUUUACUCAAUCAUUUUUAGGAUACAGAUUCUAAUAUUUGUAAACUGAAACUGCUGAUAGUUGAUGUGCUGGUAUCCAACAUGUAUUUAAGAUAGAAAAUUACUAUGCAAUAUACCAUAGUGAUUCCCUUUUUGAUAAAACACAGUUUGAAUAAACAAGUAAAGCUGCUCAACGUGUAAAUAAAAAAACUGCAACCAGCAGUUAUUGAAGAUAUUGUUUGACAAGGUCUUCUGUGCUAUUGAACUAAAUGUAUUGAACAUGAAUUCUGUCAGAAUAAAAAAGUCCAGAUCUAAACGGUUCAGUAAGAGAAUGCUAUUGCUAAAGAAGCCUUAAGUGAAUGAAUUUGGCCAGUUCUAUAUGAAACUAUAAUUGUCAGGGCAUGAGUGAAAAGACUCGGGCACUACAAGUGUAAAUUUAAUACGAAUUAUUACAGAUGUUAAUCACAAGGAAACAUCUGGUUGAGUAUCUACUGUGUAUUGUUUUCAUUACAUGUAGAUGAGAUAUAGAAAUAACAAGUCACAGAUCAGAGGGAAAUCUAAAGAGUUGCAAUAGGAAAACUCUACUGUGAUGUGUCGCUUGUGAUGUCAUGGGGCUUAGGAGUCCACAUUCAAUGAUUUAUUAUUUUUCUAUAAUGUAAGGAACUCUACUAGCUAUAGGGAACUGAGGGUGAUCACACAUUUCAUUUAUGACAAUCACAAAUCAUCACUAGCUGAUUCCGUUGUAUCUGUCAUCAUUUGGUACAUUUUACUAAGCAAUAAAUAAGAGGGGGGGAAUUUAAGUUGUCUGUUCUUAUCAGCACAGAUCUUAAAAUUGGCGACAGCUGUAGAGUUAAUAUGCUGUUAAUAUACAGUAUCUGAACAUAUUUGUAAUUUUAUAUAAAUGCUGUAUUUAUCUGAUAGAGUAAAAAAAGAUACAUGUAAAUUACACCAAUCAUUCACAAGAUUAAAACCACUGUCUUAUCUCUUUGGCACCGGCCAAAGGUCAGUGUGUGUUUGGCAGCGAGUCAAUAGUAACUUCAGUGAGAUUGAGUUGUUUGAAGCAGGAAAAACAAGACGAUCAGCUAGACGAACAACUUUUAUCAGGGUCAGAUCUUCUCCUAAACAGUAGCAUUAUUGGGUUUGUUUACAGUGGUCAGUAUCUACCGUAUAGAAUACCCAGUGAAUCUGUGGCAUGGUCACUCAAGGCCCCAGCAAAGGCCGACCCAUGCAGUCCAGUUUCACAGAAGAGCACUAAUUAGUGAACGAUUUUGGGGUUUUCUCUUCAAGUAAGAAUUUGUUUUUAUAACAUAACUACCAUCAGAUUUGAAUGAACACAAAACAUCAAGCCUUACCAAUAUAAUCUGUCAUCUUACAUUGGUUUCAGUGGAACCCCUCUGACUCUGGUGUACUUUUAAUUGACUGAUGCCACAUUUGGAUAAUUUUCUAUGCCCAUUCUUUGUCACAAUAUAAAAAAUACAUAAACUCCAUGUAGGGAAAUCCCAUCUGCAUGUAAUUAAUGAUUCAGAAAGCAGAAGACUCAGUCAUACUGUUUAAUUUAUUCAAAUCUGGACCUCAUUUUCCCUCUGCCACAAAAACAAACCACAUACCCAUCAACAGGUUUUCAUUAAGACUCACACACAAAGUAGACAUCAGCAGGCAGAACAGUUUGGCGGUCGCCACAUCACUGAAGUACAGAAAUAUUCAGAUAUUUUAUAAAAAAAAGAAGCUAAAAACGUUUUUGAAUAAAUGAUAACAUCUAUCCUUGUCCAAACAAAAUUUAAAUGACAAUUGCCUUAAAUUAAUGAAACAUAUAUACAAUAUUGGCACAGCAUGACAUAAAAAGCUAAGUGGAAUAAGUAGGAUACAGUCCAUUAAAUUAACAGAAGUACAAGUCAUUCAGAUGACCUUUAAACAAUAAAUAUAUGAACAUAGCAUUCAGUCCAGAGCUGAGAGAAACUAAAAGAAACAUGUGCUGAAUGAUAACAGUGAGUUGUAAUACAUGAGCUAGUGGCAACUUAAAGUAUUCAGAGUUUCUUCCAUGAUGUUUGAAGGGAGGGUUACAGCCUCAAUCUUUGGCCUGGGUGUUAACGAGCUGGUUCUUGUCUCAGAAACUAAUAUUUUGUUGUGCUAGAAAUAAUAAAAACUGUGCGAGAGAA